Molecule: messenger RNA, 1361 nt
Organism: Asterias rubens (European starfish)
Lineage: Eukaryota; Metazoa; Echinodermata; Asteroidea; Forcipulatida; Asteriidae
Product: ornithine decarboxylase antizyme 1-like
Exons: 4
Coding region: 230-805 (191 amino acids)
Biological process (GO): positive regulation of protein catabolic process
Cellular component (GO): nucleus; cytoplasm
Molecular function (GO): ornithine decarboxylase inhibitor activity
Source: RefSeq, a predicted model, not a curated record
GCCAGAGAGCUCUCGACGUCGAUCGUCCACACAACAACUGACUUGAUUUGAUGACUAUCUACAUCUCGGGUGUAUGUGCAACACGAAACUAAACAGCAGUUCUCUCACAUCGAAUUCACUCGAUUCUUUCUCAGCAAAGCCUGAAAAAUUAGAUUUAAUUGAACACAAAUUGAAGUUAUGGUGUUAUCGCUAAAUAAAGCAGCCAAGCUGGAUCAAAAUUUUGAUAAACAUGAAGAAGAGACGUCGCAAAGAGGGGAGCCAACCUUCAACAGCAAGCUCUCCGCGGACGUCGCCGCCAUGUUGGAGUCCGGGAAGCACUACAUAUUUCAGCUUUGCCGAGAAUCCCAGUGGUAUUCCUGAUGUUCCUUCAGGAAGCAGCCAGGGGUUAGUCCUGGAAGACAUUGAGGAAACAAGCAGUGCGGACGGCAUAUUUGCAUCAUUCUUCAAAGAUGGAAAUGGAGCAAGUGUUCCCGGUCAUGGGGACAAGAAGUUUCUUCGUUUCAUUCAUUAUUUGACGGAUAACAGGAAGUUGGUGUGGGAGACUGUGUUAUGGAACAAACGGCUGUACGUUCAGGUGCCAGAUGAUUUAGCACAUCAGGGAAGUAGAGACAGUUUUGUUGCUCUUCUGGAUGCUGCUGAAGAGCACCUUGGCUGCACCCAGGUCAUCAUCGGCCUUCGUCAAGGUGCAGUGGACAGGGCACAGCUCAUCAGAACCUUCAAGUUCAUGGGCUUUGAGUUGGUGCCACCGAGUCAUCCUGAGCUUCCAAGCUUGGCAGAUUAUCUCUUCAUGGUGUCGGAUAUAUAAGACCGUUUUAACAAUGGUUAUCGGUGAUGUAGACAGGCAUGAUAUUCUUUCCACUUUAAUCUGGUUUUCAGGUUUUGUUUAGCCCUUGGAAAGAUUUGAAGAAACGAGAUUAAAUAGCAUAAAUAGUGUAUUAAAGCCUGCACCAUGUAGGUCAGCCCUUGUAUUCCUCCUUUUUUCAAAGGACCAAAUAUCAUGCGUGUGUAGAGAGUCUCUCUCUGUACAUCAUUUGUAACAUAAAUAAGGGCCCUCUUCUUGUAAAGCCCUGUACACACUUCGUGACAAUGCGAAGCAAACAUCGCAGGAACAAUUUUUGCACAAGCUGAAAUGUCCUCAUCUCUUGCUAAACAUUCGCGUCAAAUAAUGAAUUGAUACAGAAAUUUGCUUUGCGUUGAUGCAUGAAGUGUGGACCAGGCUUAACAGAUUUGGUUGAAUGAAUAAUCUAGUUUCCCGAGUACCAAUCAUCUUAAGAAGGUAUUCCAACUUCAGGCCUGUAUGCUUCGUUUUUGAAAGGGCCAGGGCACCAAGGCAUUUUCCCCUUGGUGAAUGGCACCCUAUG